Messenger RNA from Sporothrix brasiliensis 5110, 1680 nucleotides. RefSeq names its product MFS transporter. The coding region runs from base 1 to 1680 and encodes 559 amino acids. The transcript is spliced from 4 exons. The record is from RefSeq and is a predicted model, not a curated record. Lineage: Eukaryota; Fungi; Ascomycota; Sordariomycetes; Ophiostomatales; Ophiostomataceae. Gene Ontology annotation, biological process: transmembrane transport. Gene Ontology annotation, molecular function: transmembrane transporter activity.
AUGGACAAACCCAUCGCCGACCACUGCGAGGCGGCGCUCGACAAUGACGCCGACCUCAAGGCGAACCUUGUCGUGUCGGCAAAGGCGUUCAACGGCGAUGUCAAUCUGAUGCCCGACGACGGCACGUCCUACCUGAUCCCGGCGCCGAGUCAGGAUCCGCGGGACCCUCUCAACCUGCCGCUGUACCGAAAGCUGAUCCUCCUGGGCGUCGUCUCGCUCUUCAGCUCCAUUGGCCUCACCAUGGUGAGCGGUCUGGGCGGCAUCCUCGGCAUCUUUAUCCCCGAAUAUGUCUCGCAAGGCUACGGCGUUGCCGACAUUACCCAAUAUGACGACGACCUGGCUAACUCGCCAGACUUGAUGACCUACCCGACCUUGUUUAUGGGUCUGGGCAACCUCGUCGGCAUGCCCCUCGCCCUGGCCGUCGGCCGCCGCCCCGUCUAUCUCGUGUCGUGCAUCAUCAUGGUCGUCGCCGGCGUGCUGUGUGUCACCCAAAAGUCGUACGCCUGGCACCUGGGCGCCCGCAUGACCAUGGGCCUCGCGGCCGGGCAGAGCGAAGCCCUGUGUCCGCUCAUGGUCCAGGAAAUCACCUUCUUGCACGAGCGGUCGCGCUACCAGAUGGUCUUCUCGGCGCUCGGCAACAUCCUGACGACGGUGCUCGUGCUGCUCACGUCCUACAUUGCCGCCAGCAUCGGCGCGUCCGGCUGGUACGGCCUGCUGUCGGGCCUGGCGGGGCUGGUCCUGGUGCUCAGCGUGCUCUUUGUGCCCGAGACCAAGUACGAGCGGCCCCUGGCGGCGUACCAGGGCCAGACGACGCAGGUGGGCGCCUUUGCCGGCCAGACGGCGGUCCGCGACGAUGGCGACGUCGACGGCGACGGCGAAUACGUCGUCACGCGCCUCAAGACGACCGACGAGCGCGUCCUCGACACCGUGCGGUACGCGCCGCGCACGUGGGCCUCCGACCUGCGCAUCGUCGUGCACAGGCCCGACUGGCACGAGGGCUCCCGCACCGUGGCGCGCAUGCUGACCGUCAUGUUCUUCCCGGACAUGCUGUGGGGGUUUCUGCUCAACGGCCUGACGCUGGGCGUCAACGUCGCCAUCGGCACCACGUACGGCAGCAUCCUGGGCGCCGCGCCCUACAGCUGGCCCGCCGAGAACAUCUCGUUUGCCAACGCCGGCCAGAUUCUCGUGUCCCUCCUCAGCCUCGUCGUGCUGGGCUGGGGCUCCGACGCGCUGGUCCGCUUCUUCGCCCGCCGCAACGGCGGCGUCCACCAGCCCCAGUACCGCCUCGUGCCGCUCGUCUUCCCCGCCGUCGUCGGCACCCUGGCCUCCGUCCUCUACGGCCAGGCCGCCGCCCACCCCCAGCACAUCCACUGGUUCGCCAUCGUCUUUGCCCUCAACGCCUACUACUUUGCCUUUCUGGGCGCCAACCAGUCCGCCAUCGUCUACGCCCUCGACGCCUACCCGACGCGCUCCGGCCCCGCGCUCGUCGUCAUCUGCGCCUACCGCGGCAUCCUCAGCUUCGGCACGUCCUAUGCGGUGCAGCCCCUCAUCGACCUGCGCGGCUACGACGGCGCCUUCUUGGUCUACGGCGUGCUGACGGGUGUCCUCGCCGCUCUGGGCAUUCCCAUUUACUUUUUCAGCGCGCGCAUCCGGGCGUACUGCACAAAGUAUACUAUGUAG